Nannizzia gypsea CBS 118893 is the source of this 1245-nucleotide messenger RNA. RefSeq lists its product as hypothetical. Lineage: Eukaryota; Fungi; Ascomycota; Eurotiomycetes; Onygenales; Arthrodermataceae. Bases 1 to 1245 code for a protein of 414 amino acids. The record is from RefSeq and is a predicted model, not a curated record. The transcript is spliced from 2 exons. Gene Ontology annotation, molecular function: zinc ion binding; DNA-binding transcription factor activity, RNA polymerase II-specific. Gene Ontology annotation, biological process: regulation of DNA-templated transcription.
AUGUUCGGCACUAUCCGAUAUGACAAGGACACGAAUAGUCGUGAGCACGUAGAGCUCCAAAGGGCCAGUGGACUUGAGGCCAGAGGCUAUACCCCAAUUGCCUGUGACCGCUGUCGAUCGCGAAAGCUAAAAUGCAGCGGCGAGAAAGACGGUUGUGAGAAAUGCCAAACCGCCUCGGUUACUUGCACGUAUCGCGAUAUCUCGUCAAUUAAAGACAGUAGAAGGUUGUCAAAACGGGUGCGCCCUUGCAACAACCAGCUGCCCACUCCGAGCUCAUGUCAGGCUUCCUACCGCAGUCAACGACAGCCCUUGGACACAGAGAUGGACCAAGAGCCUGCUCAAAGCACAUCUGACUCUGAGCCGCUAAAUUGGCCAAACUCAUCUUCCGAGGAAUUCACCGAACUGCCUAAUACGUGGGAGAGCUCGAUCUUGCCUUUUCAGCCUACCUUCCCUACAAUGAUGGAUGAUCAUGCAACCCUCGGGCUUGAUAUAUCGAACGGGAUGCACGGGGUUCUGGAGAGCAAUCAGUCGUCGACAGACCCCGAGAAUAUAUUCGACGCAGUCCUCGAUACUCAGGCGGCCUACCACCACACAACCGCCCCAUCUCAACCAGCCCGUCCGAACGACAAUACUCAAGAGAGACGGACAGGAUGGAGCUCUUUACUAGGAGGUAAUCUACCAACCACUCAUAGCGCUAACAAGAGUGCUUCCCCUCCCUCAAGAUGCGAUUGUUUGCGUGACGUGGCUCGUUUCUUGGAGGUCAUUGGGGUGGAAUCAAUAGAGACGAGAGCUGAUAUGCUUCUAAAAUGCGUUGAUCGAGGAAUGCAGGUCUGUAGGGAGGCACUCAGUUGCUCAGGCUGUAGUGUCCGUGGUGACAACGGCAUGUUUCUAGCUGUCGUCUUACAGCAGCUCGUCACUCUGACUCGUACCGCAUCAGACAAGCUUCUGGCUUGGAACCACGAAAAUAGGAACUGCCAAGGGUCUUCUUCCGGGGCCCACAUUCCCAUCGUCUGCAUUGACCAGUAUAGAAUCGAAGUACCAGAUUUCAAGGUAUCGCUUAUUCUCCACGUGGCGUUGUUGCACUUUUUCGGUUUGCAAGGCCUAGCGAACAGAAUUAAGGAUAAGCUUAGACCCAACAGUUUCGCAGGGCGGCUAAUUACAGAUUGCGAAAGAAUUAUUGUUAAUACCAUCGAGAUGAUUCGUGACAAGGCAUCACAUUCGAUGCCUAUGAGUUCUGCGUUUUAG